CUGCUCAAAGUUUAAAUGGAAGGUGGAAUUCCAACCUCUUUCAACAGGUUUGUUGGAAUUGGACGAAAUUCAACGAAAACAAGGAGUACAUGUUUGAAUAAAGCAGCCACGGUGGUAUCAGCUGAGCUGAGGGACUAUAAAAGGACAUUUAGCAGCACUUGUGGAACUAUUCGUUCCAACAGAGAGUCCAUCAUGAGGUGUUAUGUGUUUCUGCUCUUUGUGGCUUUGGCCAACGCCAAGGUCUACACGCGCUGUGAAUGGGCCCGAGUGCUGAAGGCUUAUAAGAUGGACGGCUACGGCGGCAUAAGCCUGGCCAACUGGGUUUGUCUGAGCAGGCACGAGUCAAGUUACAACACCGCAGCAAUCAACAAAAACAGAGACGGAUCCACUGACUACGGCAUCUUCCAGAUCAACAGCCGCUGGUGGUGUAACGACGGCCGCACCCGUACAUCGAACGCAUGCAACAUUAAUUGCAGCGAGCUUCUGACCAACAACGUCAGAGUGGCGAUCAAUUGUGCCAAGCGCGUCGUUAUGGAUCCCAACGGUAUCGGAGCCUGGGUAGCCUGGCUCAAUCACUGCCGGGGCCGCGACCUGACGUCCUUCGUGGCAGAUUGUGGCCUUUAAUCAAUGGAAGCAGGAUAUUCUCCCAUCUUCAGCUGCAUAGGAAGGAGUCAUUUCUAUUUGUAUGUUUGAUUUGACAGGAGUAAACCACAGUUACUGAAGCUACAGAAGUUUCUUU
Messenger RNA from Etheostoma cragini (Arkansas darter), 739 nucleotides. Its product is annotated as lysozyme C-like. Bases 16 to 624 code for a protein of 202 amino acids. The transcript has 4 exons. Lineage: Eukaryota; Metazoa; Chordata; Actinopteri; Perciformes; Percidae. Gene Ontology annotation, molecular function: lysozyme activity. The record is from RefSeq and is a predicted model, not a curated record.